Molecule: messenger RNA, 2536 nt
Organism: Morus notabilis
Lineage: Eukaryota; Viridiplantae; Streptophyta; Magnoliopsida; Rosales; Moraceae
Product: coronatine-insensitive protein 1
Biological process (GO): SCF-dependent proteasomal ubiquitin-dependent protein catabolic process
Cellular component (GO): SCF ubiquitin ligase complex
Source: RefSeq, a predicted model, not a curated record
UCCCCCUGCUUCUCUUUCUCUACCAUUCCAUUUUAAACGAACUUUUUCUUUUCUUCUUUUUUCUUUUUCUUUUUUUUUUUUGAGGUGCGCAUUAUAGAAUAUAGACCUCCUGAUUAGGAUCUGAUCCAAUCCGCUUCUUUUGCAUCUCACACAGACACACACAAAGAAAAAAAAAUUGUACUGCAACGUCGCCGUCGGAUUCCUUUUCUCCGACACCAUCACGCCGUCCGAUCUGUCCGAUACACUAUCAUGUGCUUCGCGUCCACCGCGCCUCCAUGCUCCGACGGUCCUCGAUUGGUCGUAGUCUCGAUCCGUCGUCGAUUCGAUUGGCUGCCGUUUCUCGUUAACUACUGUGGAUUCCCGCGGCGCUAAUCGCAGGUCGCGGAGAGAGAGCUGGCCGCGAUUCCUUCCUUGCCGUCUUCGUUUUGAUUCGCUAGAGGUUUCGGCGUUUCUUCUGAGAUUCGCUCUGAAUCGGAGGAUUAAAAAAAACGUUUCUGGUUUCGGUUUUGGUUUCGAUUCGUGUUUUGUUUCGUUUCGUUUCGUUCCGGAGAUUCGAAGUUGUUGAGUUGAGUUGAAGAGCUUCAAGUCUUCGAAUUUGUGUACUUGAAGUUCAGCUUUGUAAUUGAGAGGAGAGAGAGAGUGAGGAGAGAGAUAGAGUGCGUUUUUUUUUUUUUUUUGGUCUAUUUCCUUUUACGGUUUGGAUUUUGAGCUAUGGAGGAUCGAAGGGAGAGCAGGAUGAACGUUGGAAUGUCCGAUGUGGUGCUCGGCUGCGUAAUACCUUACAUCGACGACCCGAAGGACCGGGACGCGGUUUCGCUCGUCUGCAAGCGGUGGUACGACCUAGACGCUCUCACGCGCAAGCACGUCACGAUCGCGCUCUGCUACACGCCGACUCCUGAUCGGCUUCGGGGGUUCGGCCACCUGGAGUCGCUGAAACUCAAAGGAAAGCCUAGGGCUGCGAUGUUCAAUCUGAUACCGGAGGAUUGGGGCGGCUACGUCACGCCCUGGGUGAGGGCGAUUGCCGAGUCCUUCAAUUGCUUGAGGUCGCUUCACUUUCGGCGCAUGAUCGUCAGGGAUUCGGACCUCGAGCUCCUGGCUUCCACUCGCGGCCGCGUGCUUCAGGCGCUCAAGAUCGAUAAGUGUUCGGGGUUCUCCACUGAUGGUCUUUUCUUUAUCGGCCACUUCUGCAGGAAUUUAAAAACCUUGUUUCUGGAGGAGAGUUCAAUAAUUGAGAAAGAUGGUAAAUGGCUACAUGAGCUUGCUAUGAACAACACAGUUCUCGAGACUCUAAAUUUUUAUAUGACGUAUCUUACCGAAGUCAAAUUUGAGGACCUCGAACUCAUAGCCAGAAAUUGUCGCUCCUUGAAUUCUGUGAAGAUUAGUGAUUGUGAAAUCUUGGACCUAGUAGAUUUCUUUCGGGCUGCAGUCGUAUUAGAAGAAUUUUGUGGGGGUUCCUUCAAUGAGCAGCCGGAGAAGUAUUCUGCUGUAUCUUUACCCCAAAAAUUGUGCCGUUUGGGUCCAACUUACAUGGGGAAGAAUGAAAUGCCAAUAGUAUUCCCAUUUGCUUCCCUACUUAAAAAGUUGGACCUUCUCUAUGCCUUGCUCGAUACGGAGGACCAUUGUACGUUAAUUCAAAGGUGUCCGAACCUGGAAGUUCUUGAGACGAGGAAUGUCAUUGGAGAUAGAGGAAUGGAAGUUCUCUCUCGGUGUUGCAAGAGACUAAAGAGGCUCAGAAUUGAGCGAGGUGACGAUGAGCAAGGCAUGGAGGAUGAAGGAGGCCUUGUUUCACAAAGGGGUUUGAUUGCUUUGGCUCAGGGCUGUCUUGAACUUGAAUACUUGGCCAUUUAUGUAUCCGACAUUACAAACUCAUCACUAGAAUGCAUGGGUACUUACUCUAAGAAUCUUUGUGACUUUCGUUUAGUCCUUCUUGACAGAGAAGAUCGGAUAACGGACUUACCGCUUGACAAUGGAGUUCGAGCUCUUUUGAGGGGUUGUGAAAAGCUAAGAAGAUUCGCUCUGUAUCUUCGACCCGGGGGCUUGACCGAUGUGGGUCUUGGUUACAUUGGCCAGCACAGUCAGCAUGUGAGGUGGAUGCUUCUGGGUUAUGUGGGGGAGUCUGAUGCAGGGCUUUUGGAGUUCUCUAGGGGAUGUCCUAGCCUGCAAAAACUCGAGAUGAGGGGCUGCUGCUUCAGUGAGCAGGCGCUUGCUGCUGCAGUGAUGCAGCUGACUUCCCUGAGGUAUUUGUGGGUGCAGGGCUAUAGAGCAUCAGCAGCUGCACCUGGUCGCGAUCUUUUAGCGAUGGUGCGCCCAUUUUGGAACAUCGAGUUGAUCCCUUCAAGACGUGUUGUCGAUCCUUCUCAGAUUGGGGAAGCUGUGAUGGUGGAGCACCCGGCUCACAUACUUGCGUACUACUCCCUCGCAGGACAAAGAACAGAUUUUCCAGGCACUGUUACUCCCUUGGACCCAGAAGCCUUACACGAGUAAAGCUGUACAUACAACUUUUUCAUUUCUUUCCUUUUCCCUCCCUCAAAGAAGU